Molecule: messenger RNA, 2094 nt
Organism: Dioscorea cayenensis subsp. rotundata (Guinea yam)
Lineage: Eukaryota; Viridiplantae; Streptophyta; Magnoliopsida; Dioscoreales; Dioscoreaceae
Product: ATP synthase subunit beta, mitochondrial
Exons: 9
Coding region: 140-1807 (555 amino acids)
Biological process (GO): proton motive force-driven mitochondrial ATP synthesis; proton transmembrane transport
Molecular function (GO): proton-transporting ATP synthase activity, rotational mechanism; ATP hydrolysis activity; ATP binding
Source: RefSeq, a predicted model, not a curated record
CUGUUUCGCUCCCUCAAUACAGUGCUCAAAAUUCUCAUUUUUAUUCCCUUGGCGUUGUUCUCCGGCUCACUGAUCACUUCCAAAACCCUAGCCCUAGAUUGGCUCGUCUUUGGAAACUCCAAUACUCUGAUCGCCGGCCAUGGCGACACGCCGGGCCCUCUCUUCCCUCCUUCGUUCUUCCCGUCGUUCUGUCUUCUCCGCCCCACGGUCGCCAUCGCCUGCUCCGCUCCAUCGCCCUUCGCCGGCUGGAUUUAUCCUCUCUCGUGUCGCGGAGUAUGCUAGUGCCGCAGCGGCGGUGGCGGAAGCUCCUGCCCCUUCUGCGCCUCCCACCAAGGUCGCCGGUGGCCCUGGGGGGAAGAUUACGGACGAAUUCACUGGGGCAGGUGCGAUCGGCCAGGUUUCUCAGGUGAUCGGUGCUGUCGUGGAUGUGAGAUUCGAGGAGGGCUUGCCCCCGAUUUUGACCGCUCUGGAGGUUCAGGAUCAUUCUAUCCGUUUGGUCCUUGAGGUUGCGCAGCAUCUUGGGGAGAACAUGGUGAGGACAAUCGCUAUGGACGGGACUGAGGGUCUUGUUCGUGGACAGAGGGUGUUGAACACGGGAUCCCCCAUCACUGUUCCUGUUGGUAGGGCCACUCUUGGGCGUAUCAUGAAUGUGAUUGGGGAGCCGAUUGAUGAGAAGGGUGAUAUGGAGACCAAUCAUUUCCUUCCAAUUCAUCGUGAGGCCCCUGCUUUUGUUGAGCAGGCGACGGAACAACAAAUUCUUGUCACUGGAAUCAAAGUUGUGGAUCUUCUUGCACCUUACCAAAGAGGUGGGAAGAUUGGGCUAUUUGGUGGUGCUGGUGUUGGGAAGACUGUGCUUAUUAUGGAACUAAUAAAUAAUGUCGCCAAAGCUCACGGUGGUUUCUCUGUUUUUGCUGGUGUUGGAGAGCGUACUCGUGAAGGCAAUGAUUUGUACAGGGAAAUGAUUGAGAGUGGUGUGAUUAAGCUUGGAGAUAAGCAGAAUGAAAGCAAGUGUGCUCUUGUGUAUGGGCAAAUGAAUGAGCCUCCUGGUGCUCGUGCUCGUGUUGGUUUGACUGGAUUGACAGUGGCUGAGCAUUUCCGUGAUGCUGAAGGUCAAGAUGUGCUGCUCUUCAUUGAUAAUAUUUUCCGUUUUACCCAGGCAAACUCUGAAGUGUCUGCUUUGCUUGGUCGUAUCCCAUCUGCUGUCGGCUACCAACCAACAUUGGCCACUGAUCUUGGAGGACUCCAGGAGCGGAUUACAACAACAAAAAAGGGCUCUAUUACCUCUGUGCAAGCUAUUUAUGUCCCUGCUGAUGACUUGACUGAUCCAGCCCCGGCAACUACCUUUGCACAUCUUGAUGCCACAACUGUGUUAUCAAGACAGAUUGCAGAGCUUGGUAUUUAUCCAGCUGUUGAUCCUCUUGAUUCCACAUCCAGAAUGCUUUCUCCCCAUGUAUUAGGAGAGGAGCAUUAUAACACUGCUCGUGGUGUUCAGAAAGUCCUCCAGAACUACAAAAAUCUUCAAGAUAUUAUUGCUAUUUUGGGAAUGGAUGAGCUCAGUGAAGAUGAUAAAUUAACUGUUGCUCGUGCUCGUAAGAUCCAGCGUUUCUUGAGUCAGCCUUUCCAUGUUGCUGAAGUGUUCACGGGUGCACCUGGAAAGUAUGUUGAUUUGAAAGAGAGUGUCAACAGCUUCCAGGGUGUUUUGGAUGGGAAAUAUGAUGACCUUCCUGAGCAAGCAUUUUAUCUUGUUGGGGGAAUUGAGGAAGUAAUUGCCAAGGCUGAGAAGAUUGCGAAGGAGUCCGCAGCUUGAUCGAGAUAGUUUCAUUUAUUUAAUAAUUUCUAUUAUGCAGCACAGACAAUUGCUGUGUCGGAAACCUGUGAUUUUCUUUUUUUUUCCCUUUUUCUGAGGUCAACAGCACUUAGUUUUUUUUUGUGUUCUUGGUCACUCACAGCAUGUGUAAAUGUUGAGGAAAGAGCGGGUGCCUGCUCACUGGGCUACAUUUUGCCCAAUAAAAUCUGGUGAUAUUUUUUCAGUUUUCAAUUGGAUACAUGACUCAAUUUAAUCACAGCUGUUAUUAUAUACAAGGUCUUCUCAAA